UAUGAUCCAAAAGCCUUCUUUAGAGGAUAUAUUAAAAUAAAAAUGGAGUGAUAAAUAUGAAAAAUAAAGAGCUCUAUUUCGAUCCACUUUAAAAUUCAUUCAUACAAAAUCUAUCUAACCAUUCAAAGCUUAUUUUAAUUUACAAUUAGUAAUCUUUCUUUAUUCAAUUAGAGAUUGAAAAUAAAGUGCCUACACAAAUUAGAGAUCCUGAAACAGAAUUGAUUGGAGAAUUCAAUGAGAAUGACAUUAACUUUCUUAAUGUGGAAUAAGGAGAAAUCCUGUUUCGAGUAGAUUUUUCUACAGGAGAAAUUGUCGAUGACGAAAAUAAUAUAAAUGAAAAUAAUGACAAUCCAAUACUCGUUAAUACAGCUCCAAUAUGUUCAUAUCAUUCAAUUGUUGUUCCAUUUUUGAAUUCCAAAUUUCAAUAACUUCUAAGCGGAUUUAUAGCUGAAAGUGUUUUCAUACUCUUUAAAAUAUCAUAAUCUCCACAUCUAAGAAUAGGAUAUAAUAGGUACUUAAAAUUUCUAAUAUAUUUACAUAGUAAAUUAGCUAAUUGUUCUAUCAAUCAUUUACAUUUACAUAUUAUUUAUGUGGAUCAACUUUUUGAUAAUAAUAGAUUCCCAAUUGAAGAAUUUCCCAUUAAACCUUUAGCCACUAUAAAAAAUUCAACUCUUGGAGAAGUUGAAAAUUAUCCAAUAAGAACCUUAGUAGUGAAUGGAGAAAACAUCAUAGAAUUGUUAUCAUUAGCAAUUGAUACAUUAUUGGCACUUGAAAUACCCCAUAAUAUCAUGUUUGUUAGUCCAUAAUUAGCAUACAUAUUUCCAAGAGUAUUAUAUUAUUACACUAAGAUAGAGAAACUAAUUUGAUUUCAUUCAUGAACAUGGAAUGAAACCAGCUUAUGUAGAACUUAGUGGUUUGAUGAUUUGUAGAAGUAAAAAGUAUUACGAAGAAUUAACUCUUAAAGAAAUUGAAGCCAAAUUAUCAGAAUUGACUCAUCCUCUAUUUGAUAAUGUAGUCUAAGACUUAUUGAUGUUAUCAGCUGAAUGA
Messenger RNA from Paramecium pentaurelia, 1047 nucleotides. The record is from the annotation of a GenBank genome assembly. Lineage: Eukaryota; Ciliophora; Oligohymenophorea; Peniculida; Parameciidae.